UUCUUUCAACAGCAACAACAGUUAGUCAGCCACCUCGGUAGCUUGCUAGCCAAAAUAGCUUAACCAAUAAAGCUCUUUAGACGCUUUCGUGUAUAUUAGCCACUGUGUUUUAAACCCACUUCUGUCGUCCAGUGAGUUAUCCGAUUAAAUUUCAUAUUUACAUUGUUGUUGUUAUUAGUCAGCUAACGGGCUGGUUAAGUUAGCAUUAGCCUAGCUAACUAACAUCUCCGACAAUGAGUUCACCAAACUACUCUCCUCCUGCUAAAGAAGAGGAGAUCUACUGGACGGAGAAAGAACCUCUCGUGAAAGAGGAGGAGGAGGAGGAGGCUGUUACAGUGAAAGAAGAAGAGAAAGACGUUUCAGUGAAAGAAGAGGAAGACGCGUUCAGAGGGAAAGAGGAGGAGGAUGUUACAGUAAAAGAAGAAGAGAAAGAGAAAGAGGAGGAUGCUGUUUUUGGAGUGAAAGAGGAGGAGGGGGAGAUGACUGUUACAUCGAAGAAGGAGGAGGAAGAAGAGGAGGAAACUGGAUAUCUGGGCCCCGUUUCCCAAAGUUAUCUUAAGGCAUCCAAUGGUUCUAAUGAUGAACUUAGCCGUAAGAUGGUUUUGGGAAACCGGGCGCUGAUUAAUACUAGAUCAAUGUCCCGAAAUCUGGACAGUUGCUGCUCUGAAGGAGAGAGACGGGACUAUCGUGGAUCCUCUGGGGAGCCUCAACAACAUCAUGAAGCUGACGAGGCAGAGAAGAGUCUCUCCACAUCAGAACACCUCAAGAAACACCUGCGGAAACCCACAGGGAAGAAAUCUCACCACUGCUCUGACUGUGGGAAGAGUUAUUUAAGAUCAGAUUCACUAAAAAUACACCAGAGAAUACAAACUGGAGAGAAAUCUUACAGCUGUGAUCAGUGUGGGAAGAGUUUUACUUCAUCUAGCCAUCUGACUAUACACCAGAGAACACACACAGGAGAGAAACAUUAUAGCUGUGAUCAUUGUGGGAAGGGUUUUGUUACAUCUAGCCGUCUGACCAUACACCAGAGAACACACACAGGAGAGAGACCUUACCAGUGCUCUGACUGUGGAAAGAGUUUUGUUAUCUCAGGAAAUUUAACAUCACACCAGAGAACACACACAGGAGAGAAGCCUUAUAGCUGUAAUCAAUGUGGGAAGAAUUUUUCUCACUCAGGCAACCUGAUAGCACACCUGAAAAUACACACUGGAGAGAAACCUCAUUGCUGCGCUGACUGUGGGAAGAGAUUCAUCUUUUUAGCAGAUCUUAAAAUACAUCAGAGAAUCCAUACAGGAGAAAAACCUUACCACUGCUCUAACUGUGGAAAGAGUUUUGUUUCCUCAAGACAUUUAAAAUCACACCAGAGAACACACACAGGAGAGAAGCCUUAUAGCUGUGAUCAAUGUGAGAAGAGUUUUGUUACAUCUAGCAGCCUGAAAACACACCAGAGGACACACACAGGAGAGAAACCUUAUAGCUGUGAUCAAUGUGGGAAGAGUUUUGUUACAUCUAGCAGUCUUACUAUGCACCAGCGGACACACACAGGAGAGAAACCUUAUAGCUGUAGUCAAUGUGACAUGAGAUACUCUGCAAAAAGAUCUCUGAUUAAACAUCAGAAAAUACUAGCUAACAUCCCGACCAUGAGUUUACUAAGCCACUCUCCCCCUGCUAAAGAAGAGGUCUUCUGGACGGAGAAAGGAACUAUAGUGAAAGAGGAGAAGGAAGAGGAGGCUGUUACCGUCAAAAAAGAAGUUAAAGGUGAGGCUGUUACGGUGAAAGAAGAGGAAGACGCGUUCAAUUUGAAAGAGGAGGCUGUUUCAGUGAAAGAAGAUGAAGACGUUUUCAGAGUGAAAGAGGAUGAUGUUGCUGUCACAGUGAAAGAAGAGGAAGACGUUUUUGGCGUGAAGGGGAUAACUGUCACAUUGGAGGAGGAAGAAGCAGAAAAUACUGGAGAUCUGAUUAACUCCAGAGAGAGACCAGACUCUCACUCUGACAGACGGAAGCGUCCUUCAGGGGAACACGACCCUGAGACGUCCAAUCCAGUGAGACAACACCACUGCUCCCAGUGUAAUAAGAGUUUUAAGUGGUUAUGGAAGCUGAAAGAGCAUGAUAGAACACACACAGGAGAAAAGCCCUUCCAAUGCUUCCAGUGUGGAAAAAGUUAUACCCAAUUAGUGAGCCUGAAAAGGCAUAAAGGAAUACACUCAGGAGAAAAGGCUUAUCACUGCUCUCAGUGUGGAAAGAGUUUUACCCAGUUAGGGAACCUGAACAAACAUAAGAGAAUACACUCUGGAGAGAAGCCUUACCCUUGUUCCCAUUGUGGAAAGAACUUUAGGUUGUCAGAUAAUCGGAAGGAGCAUGAGAGGACACACACAGGAGACAUACCUUACCAUUGCUCCAUCUGUAGAAAGGGUUUUACCAAGUUAAGGAACCUAAAAGAGCAUGAGAGGAAACACACAGGAGAAAAGCCUUUCCGAUGCUCCCAGUGUGGAAAGAGUUUUUCCCAUUUAGGGAACCUGAACAAACAUAAGAGAAUACACUCUGGAGAUAAGCCUUACCACUGUUCCCAUUGUGGAAAGAAUUUCAGGUUGUCGGAUAACUUAAAGGAGCAUGAGAGGACACACACAGGGGAGAAAACUUGCCAUUGCUCCCAGUGUGGAAAGAGUUUUUCUAAUUUAGGGAACCUGAACAAACAUAAGAGAAUACACUCUGGAGAGAAGCCUUACCAUUGUUCCCAGUGUGGAAAGAGUUUUACCCAGUUAGGGAGCCUGAAAAGGCAUGAGAACAUACACACACAGGGGAAGAUAAGCUCACAGUUUGGAAAGCGUUUUAGUGAGGGAACCUAAUUGUGGAAAGACAUUUUCCCAGACAAAGGACCUGAAAUCAUAUGAUAGAAUAGACAGGCUGUGUUCUGAUGAGUCACUGUGUUCUGAUUGAUGUUUGACUGUUGUUUUAUGCUACAUUAAAUCAUGUUGUUUAUAUGAAAUCUUACUCAAAAUUAGGCCCAUUUUUUAUUUAUUUUUUCUCUAGAGACAUGAUCAUGUCUAAAAUCAGAUUACAAUUAAAACAUUUCUCUUUUUUUAUUAUUAUGGAUUUGGACUGAUUGAAUUCAUCUAUAAAGAUGUUCUUUAUAUGAUUUUGAUAUUUUACAAUAUAAAUUAUUAAACGGAUGAAUAAUGGGUCCCUAAGCAACCAUUUUAAAUGUAAACAGGUUCUCCAGCACAAAAUGGGUAUCGGCCAAUUAAAAUAGUUCAUUUACUUGCAUGUUCUGACUGACAAGUUGUGUUAUACACCUUCCGGCCAUCCAUUCACCCACUCAGACGAGCUCAUUUCUGUAAGUACAAUGAAGGCAGUUGACAGAACACUAAAUUGUACAUGUUGUAACAAUCUCAUAUUUUUUCCCCCUCAAAGCACAUGGAUGUGUCAAACAGAAACAAUAACAUGGGAUUUUGUCAUACUGUAUAUGCAAAAACAUGAAAAUGUUGUCUAAUGUUAGUAGUAGCUAGUAGUCUAGUCAAGGAAGCAUCAAUGCAAUAUUGGUACACAACAUUAUGUUACAGACCAAUGAAUUUGUAGGUUUAAAAUAUCCCUCUAGUAGCCAAAGUUUACCUAUUUUAAAAAAUGCCAUUGGUUGGUCAACGUAAAGUCUAAAGUCUUUGAUAGGCUGAUGAAGAAUUUGUUCAGGUGAGCAUAGGGCGUCAUAGCAUCGUGUGCUAGGUUAUCCAGUGGUACCAGCUACAAUUUAGCUUUCUGUCAACUGCAAGUACAUUUUUUUUUUAAUUGUGCCGACGAACCUGUUUCAAUUGUAAUGGUUUCUUAUGUUCGCAACUAUGGACUCGGUGUAUUUCUUGACUCUAACCUCAUGAAUUUAGUCUUUUGGUUUAAUUUAAUUAAUUUGUGUACUAGGACUCUAUUCAGUCUGUACAGCUGAAGUGUUACAGAUUCCGCUAUAGAAAUGUAAAGGUCAUUUCGGAUUGAGCCGACAUAUGCAGGGUUUACCUUGAAUGCAGUCUCCACUAAAGCGGUAACACUGCCUUUAAAUUUCAAUAACGCUGCAAAGCUGAACUUCCGCGAUGCGAAUUGAAUAGAGCCCUCAGUCUUCAAGCUAAGAAAACACAGAGUGCAGAUUGUAUUUUUUUUUGCAACAUGUUAUCUGAAUAAAAAUGUAAAUGAAUAUUUUUAACUGUG
Molecule: messenger RNA, 4188 nt
Organism: Salmo salar (Atlantic salmon)
Lineage: Eukaryota; Metazoa; Chordata; Actinopteri; Salmoniformes; Salmonidae
Biological process (GO): regulation of transcription by RNA polymerase II
Cellular component (GO): nucleus
Molecular function (GO): DNA-binding transcription factor activity, RNA polymerase II-specific
Source: RefSeq, a predicted model, not a curated record